GCUGAGCAAGAUGGAGCUGUCUGCAGUGGGAGAGCGGGUCUUCGCCGCCGAAUCCAUCAUCAAGAGGCGCAUCCGAAAGGGACGCAUCGAAUACCUGGUGAAAUGGAAAGGUUGGGCCAUCAAGUACAGCACUUGGGAACCCGAGGAGAACAUCCUAGACUCCCGGCUGAUUGCAGCCUUCGAGCAGAAAGAAAGGGAACGGGAACUGUAUGGGCCCAAGAAGAGGGGACCUAAGCCGAAAACUUUCCUCCUGAAGGCGCGCGCCCAGGCGGAGGCCCUGCGGCUGGGGGACGUGGCCUUCGCGGUGAAGCCGGGCUGCAGCGGCUCGUCCCCGAAGCUGCACUCCAGCGCCGCCGUGCACCGCCUCAAGAAGGACAUCCGCCGCUGCCACCGCAUGUCCCGCCGGCCCCUGCCGCGCCCGGACCCGCACGGAGGCCUGCCCGGAGGAGGCGGCGGCGUGGGCGGCGGAGGCGGCGUGGGGGGGGCCGCGCCCGGGCCCCGCCCCCCCAUCGCCCCCUUCUCCGAGACGGUGCGCAUCCUCAACCGCAAGGUCAAGCCCCGCGAGCCCAAGCGCAGCCGCAUCAUCCUCAACCUGAAGGUCAUCGAGAAGAGCGGGCGGGGCGGGGCGGGGCCGGGGGCGGGGCCGGCGGCGGGGGGCGCGCCGGGGGGCGGGGCCGGGGCCCUGGCGCGCGCCAAGAUCCCCUCGCGCAACCGCGUCAUCGGCAAGAGCAAGAAGUUCAGCGACAGCGUGCUGCGCACGCAGCUGCGGCACAUGAAGUUCGGGCCCGCCGCCUUCGCCCUCUACAACAAGGCCGCCGCUGCGCCUGCGCCGGCCCCGCCCCCGGCCCCGCCCCCGCCGGGCGCCGCCGUGUCCGCCGUGUCCGCCCCGUCCGCCCCGUCCGUCUGCCCUUCCCCGGCCGAGCCGCCCCCGCAGGCGCUCCCCGAGCCCCCCAGCCCGGCGGGGCCCGACUGGCGCCAGGCGGAGGCGCUCGACCUGUCCCUCCCAACCGAGCCGCCCAGCGGGGGCGCCCGCGACGCCGGGCAGCGCCCCCUCGCGGCUGUCGGCGACAGGGGGGGGCAGCGCCCCCUCGCGGCCGCCGCCGCCGGCGACAGGGGGCAGCGCCCCCUCGCGGCCGCCGCCGGCGGUGACAGGGGGCAGCCUCCCUUCUCCUCCUCCCCAUCCUCCUCCUCCUCCGCAUCCUCCUCUGCUUCUUCUCCCUCCUCCUCCUCUUCCUCCUCCUCCUCCUCCUCCUCCUCCUCCUCGUCCCCGUCCUCCUCCGAGCCGGAGCAGGAGGCCGGGGACUGGCGCCCCGAGAUGUCCCCCUGCUCCAACGUGGUGGUCACCGACGUCACCAGCAACCUCCUCACCGUCACCAUCAAGGAGUUCUGCAACCCGGAGGAUUUCGAGAAGGUGGCGGUGGCCGUGGGGGGCGGGGGCGCCGCCAAGUGAGGGCCCCGAAGGGCCCGGGGGCAGGGGAGAAAGGCGGGGAGACCCCCCCGCCCCCCACUUCAGGCCCUCGGCCCUUCCCGCUCUUCUCCCCUCCCUUCCCCCUUGACCCCCUGCCUGACCUUUGCUCUGUUUCUUUUGGCUUAGAGCCUAACCCCGGAGGUGCUUGGGGGAACGGGGUGAUCCCUCGGGGGCUCCCCCAUCCCAAUCCCGGGGUACCCUAACCCUCGGGGUAAUCCCACCCCAAGAUGGGGAUGCCCGGCCCAGACGAGAGUGGCCCUGGAAGAAUAAGCGCGUGUUUGGGAAUGCCCU
This is a messenger RNA of Tachyglossus aculeatus (Australian echidna), 1759 nucleotides long. RefSeq names its product chromobox 6 (gene CBX6). The transcript is spliced from 7 exons. NCBI's taxonomy places the organism in Eukaryota, Metazoa, Chordata, Mammalia, Monotremata, Tachyglossidae. The coding region runs from base 11 to 1450 and encodes 479 amino acids. The record is from RefSeq and is a predicted model, not a curated record.